Molecule: messenger RNA, 396 nt
Organism: Lycium ferocissimum
Lineage: Eukaryota; Viridiplantae; Streptophyta; Magnoliopsida; Solanales; Solanaceae
Product: secreted RxLR effector protein 161-like
Exons: 1
Coding region: 1-396 (131 amino acids)
Source: RefSeq, a predicted model, not a curated record
AUGAUUGGUACGAGACUCGACAUUGCGUAUGCAGUAGGUAAGUUGAGUAGAUAUACUUGCAAUCCGAGUGAGCAUCAUUGGCAUGCUAUAAGAAGAGUACUAAAGUUUCUCAAGAAAACGCUAGAUUAUGGCAUCCAUUACAGUGGAGAUCCUACUAUACUAGAAGGGUAUUCGGAUGCAAGUUGGAUCACUGAUCAAGAGGAUUAUUCCUCAACUAGUGGAUGGGUAUAUCUAUUUGGUGGGGGUGCAAUAUCUUGGGGAUCUAAGAAGCAAACGUGUCUUACAGAUUCAACUAUGGCUGCAGAAUUUGUAGCCUUGUCAUCCGCUUCUAAGAAAGGGGAAUGGUUGAGAAAUUUGCUUUUUGCAAAGAUUAACAUUUUUGCACAACCUUCAUAA